Molecule: messenger RNA, 698 nt
Organism: Melanaphis sacchari
Lineage: Eukaryota; Metazoa; Arthropoda; Insecta; Hemiptera; Aphididae
Exons: 1
Source: RefSeq, a predicted model, not a curated record
GUAGAAGAUACAUUUUGGAGAAAACUUUAUCCGUUUUUGUAUAUUCACAUUCCUUGUUCUUUACCAUUUUCUACGUACUUUUGUCGAGGUUAUGGAUCAAAAAAGAUUGAAAAUUUUGUUUUGUCUUCUUUGGAUGCCUGGUAUAAUUUAUCAAAACUAAAUUAUCAACCAUCUGUUCCAUUAUGUUUACUAGAUGGUAACUUUCCUUGUAUUUCUUAUAUUGACGGUGAAGCAGUUUUAGGUGGCGGUUGCUUUAGAUUAAAUGGUAACAAUGAAAAUACUUCUUAUCAUAGGAUAUUUGUUUGUCAUUUUGAAAUUAAAUCAACAUUAUACUUUGAAAUCACUGUUAAAGCAUUAAAGCCUUACGACUCCCACAAAAUAUUUUUGAGUGCAUUAGAUCCAUAUGGAAUGCCAUAUAAAAUGGAGUUUGGUAUUCAGGGGGAUAAUAAUAUGUUUUUCAAUAAUUGUGAUGACUAUAGCUGUAUUAUUCCUGAUUCCAAAAUAUAUAAUUUGACAUUAGAAAAUGGAUGGUUACUACAUAAAUUAAAAUGUGAAAUGGUUGGGAUAAUAGUAGAAGUUGCUAUUGAAACUGAAGAACCCUUACUGAUUGGUCAUCUAUUUAUCAAUGAUGGCAGUAACUUAUAAUAACAUUGAUUUAUAUUGUUGAAAAAUUUUCUAUAUUCAUUUUUUUUUGUUUG